Manihot esculenta (cassava) is the source of this 4520-nucleotide messenger RNA. RefSeq names its product putative disease resistance protein RGA4. The record is from RefSeq and is a predicted model, not a curated record. The transcript has 3 exons. Bases 349 to 3471 code for a protein of 1040 amino acids. Gene Ontology annotation, biological process: defense response to other organism. Lineage: Eukaryota; Viridiplantae; Streptophyta; Magnoliopsida; Malpighiales; Euphorbiaceae. Gene Ontology annotation, molecular function: ADP binding.
AAUUAUUUAGUUGAUAAUCACACUCGUAGUAAAUUGUUUUCUGUGAUAAAACUAAAGAUUUUAUUUGUUCAAAAAAAUAAUUUGAGUUUAUUAGGAUUUUAAUGGAAAGUUGAUUCAGACUUUUCAUGCAAUAGCAUUUCCAUGGAUAAAGAAAAUAGACAGUAGUACCACUUUAGCUUAGCUGUCACCGAUUACUUCUUUAUCAAUCUGAUACACGCCGUGGACUUAGACACUUAGACUUCAAAUGCAAUUACAGUCUGUUGUUGUCUUAUAAAUAUUGGUCAUUUGUUGUCAUCUUCUUCUUCACAGCAACAUUUCAUCCUUUUACAAUCAAACCAAAACACCCAAAUGGCCGACGGAGUUCUCUCUAACGUUGUCGGAGAUAUCAUUACCAAGCUGGGUUCUCUAGCCCUUGAUGAGAUCGGAUUGUGGUGGGGCGUCAAAGGUGAGCUUGAGAAACUUAAGGACACAGUUUCUAGUAUUCGCAAUGUUCUUCUGGAUGCUGAGGAGCAGCAGAAACUUAACCAUCAAGUGAAAGGCUGGCUUGAGAGGCUAGAAGAAGUUGUUUAUGAUGCUGAUGACUUGGUAGAUGACUUCGCCACUGAAGCUCUAAGGCGCCGAGUGAUGACUGGAAAUGGAAUGACAAAUGAGCUAAGUAUCUUCUUUUCGUCUUCAAAUCCAAUUACUUAUAGCUUUCAAAUCUGUCGUAAAAUUAAGGCGAUUAGGGAGAGGCUAGCUGAUAUUGAAGGUGAUAGAAAAUUUAAGUUAGAGGUUCGACCAUAUCAGGAGAGGAUUGCAUGGAGGGAUCAAACUGAGUCCUCUUUACCUGAAGUGGUUAUAGGGAGAGAGGGUGACAAAAAGGCAAUUACAGAACUUGUAUUGUCUCCCAAUGGUGAAGAGUGUGUUUCAGUCCUCUCAAUUGUUGGAAUGGGAGGGUUAGGGAAGACGACUCUUGCUCAAAUCAUAUUCAAUGAUGAACUGAUUAAGAAUUCAUUUGAGCGAAGAAUAUGGGUGUGUGUUUCAGAUCCUUUUGAUGUGAAAAUGAUUGUUAGAAAGAUUCUAGAGUCUGCAACAGGGAAUAAAUCAGAAGAUCUUGAGUUAGAAGCAUUUAAAUCUCAACUUGGAGGAAUUAUUGAUAGAAAGAAAUAUCUGCUUGUUCUAGAUGAUGUGUGGAAUGAGAAUAGAGAAAAAUGGCAGAAUUUAAAGAGAUUAUUAGUGGGUGGCUCUAGUGGAAGUAAGAUAUUAAUAACCACUCGCUCUAAAAAGGUGGCAGAUAUAUCUAGCACAAUGGCACCACAUGUUUUGGAAGGGUUGUCUCGGGAUGAGUCUUGGUCUUUGUUUUUGCAUGUAGCACUUGAGGGGCAGGAGCCAAAACAUGCAAAUGUAAGAGAGAUUGGAGAGGAGAUUUUGAAGAAAUGUUGUGGAGUUCCUCUUGCUAUAAAAACUAUCGCAAGUCUCUUGUAUGAGAAAAAUCCAGAAACUGAGUGGCCGCUCUUUUUAAGAAAUGAACUCUCAAAAAUAAGUCAAGAUGAUAAUGAUAUUAUGCCAACACUGAAACUAAGUUAUGAUCAUCUCCCAUCACAUUUGAAGCAUUGUUUUGCAUACUGCGCAUUAUAUCCAAAAGAUUAUAAGAUUGAUGUGAAAACAUUAAUCCAUCUUUGGGUUGCACAAGGGUUUAUUGAUUCACCUAGUACGAGUGAUUGUCUUGAAAAUAUUGGGCUUGAAUAUUUUAUGAAACUGUGGUGGAGGUCAUUUUUUCAAGAGGUGAAAAGAGAUAAAUUUGGAAAUGUCGAAAGCUGUAAAAUGCAUGAUUUAAUGCAUGAUCUCGCAACCACAGUGGGCUGGACAAGGAUCCAGCUAGUAAAUUCUGAUGCUGAUGCACCAAAAAUUGAUGAGAAAAUCCGUUAUGUAGCAUUGAAUUUGGAUGUUGCACCACAAGAAAUUCUUAAUAAUGCAAAAAGACUACGAUCAUUUCUUUUGCUUGGGAAACAUGAUAUUGCAAAAAGACUACGAUCAUUUCCGAAACAUGAUUACGAUGCGCUGUUUAUUCAUAAAAACUUAUGGUGCUUGCGUGCACAUGAUAUGAGUUAUUGUAGGAUUGAGAAGGUGGAUAGUUGUAUAAAAAUGCUAAAACAUCUAAGAUAUCUUGAUGUUUCUCGGAAUGUGGAACUUAGGGUACUUCCAAAUUCUAUUACGGAUUUGCUGAAUUUACAAGUAUUAAAUGUCUCUAAUUGUAGCGAGCUCAAAGAAUUGCCUAAGGAUAUUAAAAAGCUUGUGAAUCUUAGGCAUUUAUAUUGUGAAGGUUGUUUCUCUUUGACUCAUAUGCCACGUGGGCUUGGGCAGUUGACUUCACUUCAGACGUUGUCAGUGUUCGUAGCGGCAAAAGGGCAUAUUUCCUCAAAGGAUGUUGGAAAAAUAAAUGAAUUGAAUGAGCUUAAGAAUUUGAGGGGACGUCUUCAAAUUAAAAAGCUGGGAUGUGAUAAUGAGAUUGUAAAUCUUAAUUUGAAAGAGAAGCCACUCCUUCAAUCAUUGGAAUUAUUCCAUUGGGAGGAGAGUUGCGAAGAUUCAAAUGUUGAUAGAGAUGAAAUGUCAUUCCAAAAUCUCCAACCACAUCGCAAUCUUAAAGAGUUAAAAGUGGUUAAGUAUGGAGGUAGGAGGUUCCCAAGUUGGUUCUCUUCCCUCACGUAUCUUGUCGAUCUCUGUAUGUGGUAUUGCAAGAGAUGUCAGUAUCUCCCACCAAUCGAUCAAAUCCCUUCUCUUCAACGUCUAGAGAUUUUGGGAUUCUAUGAUUUAGAAUACAUGGAGAUUGAGGGACAACGAACAUCAUUCUUUCCAUCCCUAAAGACUCUCAAGCUAUAUCAUUGUCCUAAGCUUAAAGGAUGGCAGAAGAAGAGGGAUGAUUCGACAGCACUUGAGCUACUCCAAUUUCCUUGUCUUUCAGAUUUCACUUGUACUUGGUGCCCUAAUUUGACCUCCAUCCCUCAGUUUGGAUCUCUCGACGAAUCACUAAAUUUGAACGACGCAAGCCCACAACUCGUGCACCAAAUAUUCACACCAUCAAUCUCUUCUUCUUCCUCAAUCAUUCCCCCUCUCUCUAAAUUGAAGCACCUUUCGAUUGAGUACAUUAAAGAGCUCGAAUCCCUACCUCCAGAUGGACUGCGGAAUCUCACUUGUCUUCGAAGCCUAACCAUUGAUAAUUGUCCGGCAUUGAAGUGUCUGCCUCAAGAGAUGCAUUCCCUCACCUCUUUACGAAGAUUGGAUAUCAAGUGCUGUCCCCAAUUGAAGGAGAGAUGUGGAAAUAAAAAGGGUGCGGAUUGGGCUUUCAUUUCUCACAUCCAAAAUAUUACAGUUGAUUACCAAGGAAUUCAAAUGGUGGGCCGGUAUCUACUGGAUGAUGAAGCUUCGGUAAGUUGGUGUUUUUUCUUUCCAAUUUGCAAAUUGAACUUAUAUGAGAAAAUCUUCACUCUAUGAUUCUAUUUACACAGAUCUAUGAAGGAUAUGCUCUUGGCGAGUGGGAUACGCAUUUUGAAUAAUUUUAACUGGAUUUUCAUUUUGCCAUCAAUGGCUCAUCAAGUAUGAGGAAUCACAUGGAUGCUUGGCAGAAGUUAUUAGAACACACAUUAAGAAACCACAACUACAUGCCAUGGCUGGCUUUCCACAGAAGAAUUUCCUCACAUUGCAUGACUACUUUGAGACUGUUGCCAGAAGAUUCAUACAAAUAACAUCAUUUUCCCUUUUUUCCUAAGAAAUCAGUUUUCGUUAUAAAUUUGUGUUGCCAGAAUGUGUAGGAGCACUGAAUUUUAGAUGAAUUUCGUGAGAGUACUUCACAAAAACCAGAAAUCAGAUAGAGCGUUAAAUGGAUUGGCUAUGAAAUCUGAAUCAGACCAGAAAUGAACUUCAUCUACCAGUGAAACAAGUGAGGAACUGUAUCCACAUAUAAAGGCAGUGAAAAGGUGGUAAUAGAAUGGACCUGAGGAUCCGCUUUGGCUUGAAGAGAUACCAUGGAAGCUGUGUGGAAAACAGCUUCACACCCAUCAACAGCAGCAUCAAAAGAUCCUUCUUCCAAUAAGUCAGCUUUGAGCAAGUGAAGCCUUUCCUUGGCUCCCUCAAGUGCAAGAAAGUGUGCAGUUUUCUUCGGAUCAUCUGGGAUACAGAAUAUGGAUUCAAUGAACUGAAGUAUGAGGCCAAUGAGAACAUUGAAUGUUCUUGUCAAAAGAAACGACUAAAUCGAGCAAACUAAUAUAAGAUUCAUAUCAGUUUAGUAAAGCUGAUUCAUGAAAAGUUGAGUCAUUUAGCUACUCAAUCGAAGUGAGGGCUGAUUGAAGCUAUUAAAUACCCAUGAAAUUGCAUAAAAUGAAGUCAAAACCAGAAGUAAUACAUAAAGAUUAGAUCCACAGCUCCACAGCCACAAGCAAAGUCAGUAUAAAAUCAAACCCACAACCAAGAAAUUAAAAAGCUGAACCUCGUUAAAAAAAUUUAAGGUUCAUCAAUGACCCAACUGAGAUUGUAGGCAAAAGAUA